Messenger RNA from Suillus subaureus, 1071 nucleotides. RefSeq lists its product as uncharacterized. The record is from RefSeq and is a predicted model, not a curated record. NCBI's taxonomy places the organism in Eukaryota, Fungi, Basidiomycota, Agaricomycetes, Boletales, Suillaceae. The annotation marks the transcript as partial. The transcript has 14 exons.
AUGCUUUCGUUGCAUGCGCUCGUACUGUCUUUCAUUUCCAGGAGAUCCCUUACCUUAGACUGGGCGGCUUUCCUGGGCUGGGCUUCCCUGGGUGAUGUUCCCAAGGAGUCUGUCAAUCGAUGUCAAGACGUAUUCAACACGCCAAUCCGUGACGUUACCUGCUAUGCCCAACUUGAACUGAGGGUGGAUAUUAUAACAUCGUCAGAUGCCCUCUCGUCAACACCUUUCCUUGUUGUGCUCUGUCUCAUCGCGGUGAACUACAGCAGACGUAUCCUGAUAUACGACCAUAUGGUAACAAUCACAGAUGAAAUCACUUUCAUCUGGUGUCGCUCGAAAUCACUAUCUGCAAUGUUAUUUCUCACCAAUCGCUAUUUUGCUCUGUUCGGCAAUGUCUAUAUGUUAUUUGUGUAUGUUCUGCCCAGUUCAGACCAGAGGUUUCAAUUCUGGUUCUUGAACAUGUGUUGUUUUGCUCAACAAAAUCCUAGCUGUCGGCCAUAUUUAAUAUACAGAGAAUUGCUCCUUUUGUUCCAGCAAAUCUUCGUUGGCCUUAUACUGACUCUUCGCACUUAUGCCCUCUACUGCCGUAGCAAACGCCUCCUUGCUUGGAUGGUAAUUAUCGGUCUUGUUCUUGGGGGAGUGACUGUGGCGACGCUUCAACUCCGUUCAAGCACUCUCGUGCCAGGAUUCAAUUGCUUUGAGUCAUAUUCAGAAAAGAUAGCCGUCAGUCCUGGGUUGGGAUGGACGACACUACUUCUCUACGAAUUACUCAUCUUUGCCCUCACAGUUUACAGGAUAUGCAAAACUAGAGGACUGUCUCUGAUAACAUCGAGGAGAAAUCUACUUGAUAUCAUGUUUCAAGAUGGCGCAAUGUAUUUCGCGGUGAUGACAUUGGUUAAUCUACCUAAUAUUCUGAUGUCCUACUGUGGUCCAAAUACCACCAGAGGCAGUCUGGCUACAUUAACUAGCUGCGUGUCCGUGGCUCUCGUCUCUCGGCUGAUGCUUAACCUGCACAAAUCUGUCGACACAGGCAUCCUUACCACCCCCGUCCGGAAUGAUAACGGUGACUACGUC